AUGGUUCCGUUGAGAGGACGUCUAGGUUUCCGUCAAUAUAUGCCAGGCAAGCGACACAAGUUUGGUAUAAAAUUGUACAAAUUAUGUUUACCGGAAAGCUACACAAAAUAUGUCGUAAUUUAUGCUGGUAAAAACGGCAAAGUAAUCAAAAUAUGUCAUUCUCAAGAUGUGGUGAUGAAAUUACGAAAUGCGUACCGGGAAAAAAAGUCGCAGAAGAAAAAUGUUUUACUGAUGUCCACAUUUGAGAAGGCUCAGAAUAAACGACUACAAUCAGGAAAAAGGAAUGCACAAAUACAGGUCGAAAAACCAGCAAUCGUAGCUGAAUAUAACAAACACAUGGGAGGCGUAGACACGUCUGACAUGAUGCUAUAUUCAUACUUAGAUGAAAGAAGAGCCAUCAAAUAUUGA
This is a messenger RNA of Ctenocephalides felis (cat flea), 408 nucleotides long. RefSeq lists its product as uncharacterized. The record is from RefSeq and is a predicted model, not a curated record. Bases 1 to 408 code for a protein of 135 amino acids. NCBI's taxonomy places the organism in Eukaryota, Metazoa, Arthropoda, Insecta, Siphonaptera, Pulicidae. The transcript is spliced from 2 exons.